CGCGCUUACAGUCUCUGCUGGCGGCUCUCUCUCACUCUCUCCCAUGGCGUGCAUUUCCCACGCAGCUUCUCCUUCCUCCAAUCUAAGGCUUCGAUCUUCUGACUCCCGAGCUCCGGCUUCUCUUCCCUCGGCGGUCAAUUUCCAGAGGAGCAGCUCGUCGUUGAGGUCUCUGUCUCUUCUCGAGAAUCGCGUGGUGCGGUCCCGUUUCAGCAUCAGGUGCUCUCAAUCGAAUGGAAAUGGAGCUCAAAUAAAGAAGACAACUCUUCAUGAUCUCUAUGAGCAGCAAGGACAGAGUCCUUGGUAUGACAAUCUCUGCCGUCCAGUCACUGACUUGAAGCCGUUGAUUGCAAAUGGUGUUAGAGGUGUCACCAGCAACCCAACGAUUUUCCAGAAAGCAAUCUCCUCUUCAAGUGCCUAUGACGAGCAGUUCAGGAAGCUUGUGGAAGCAGGAAAAGACAUAGAAAGUGUGUACUGGGAACUUGUGAUAAAGGAUAUCCAAGAUGCCUGCGAGCUCUUUUAUCCAAUUUAUGAUCAAACAAAUGCUGCUGAUGGCUAUGUUUCUGUGGAGGUUUCUCCGAAACUUGCUCAUGAGACAGAUGGAACUGUGGAGGCUGCAAAGUGGUUGCACAAAUUAGUUGACAGGCGGAACGUAUACAUAAAGAUACCAGCAACAGCAGACUGUAUUCCUUCAAUUAAGGAAGUUAUCUCUCUUGGAAUCAGCGUCAACGUGACUCUGAUAUUCUCCCUUCCAAGAUAUGAAGCAGUCAUCGAUGCUUACUUGGAUGGUCUUGAGUCCUCUGGUUUAAGUGAUCUGUCUCAGGUUACAAGUGUUGCUUCCUUCUUUGUCAGUCGAGUUGAUACAAUCAUUGACAAGAUGCUAGAAAAGAUUGGCACACCUGAGGCCCUUGCUCUCCGUGGGAAGGCGGCUGUGGCUCAAGCAGUUUUGGCAUACCAGUUAUACAAUAAGAAAUUCUCAGGCCCACGAUGGGAGGCUUUGGUUAAGAAAGGAGCAAAGAAGCAGAGGUUGCUCUGGGCCUCCACCAGCGUUAAGAAUCCAGCAUACUCAGACACCUUAUACGUCGCUCCUCUCAUUGGGCCAGACACGGUAUCAACAAUGCCUGACCAAGCUCUUCAGGCGUUCCUUGACCAUGGAGUGGUUUCGAGGAGCAUCGACUCGAAUGUAGCUGAGGGAGAAUCUGUUUAUGGUGAUCUAGAGAAGCUGGGGAUUGAUUGGAACGAAGUUGGAUCUCAACUGGAAGUUGAGGGAGUCGACUCAUUCAUGAAGAGCUUUGACAGCCUACUUAACACGCUGCAGGACAAAGCAAAUUCUCUCAAGUUGGUGACCUUGUAAGUUGAGACUAUAGCGUCAUUUUUUUGCAGCAAGAAAUGUUUGGCUAAUGGUUCUGGACUUCUCUUGGUGUAAAUCACGGCGAGCGAUAUGUUUGUGCUAGUAGUAUGUCUUGGUAUUAUCUGGUACAGUGGUACUUUUGUGUUAUCUAAGAUGAAAUAAAAUCACCCGCUAGAUCUCUCUCUC
Molecule: messenger RNA, 1534 nt
Organism: Nymphaea colorata (pocket water lily)
Lineage: Eukaryota; Viridiplantae; Streptophyta; Magnoliopsida; Nymphaeales; Nymphaeaceae
Exons: 7
Coding region: 44-1351 (435 amino acids)
Biological process (GO): carbohydrate metabolic process; pentose-phosphate shunt
Cellular component (GO): cytoplasm; intracellular anatomical structure
Molecular function (GO): transaldolase activity
Source: RefSeq, a predicted model, not a curated record